This is a messenger RNA of Penicillium antarcticum, 312 nucleotides long. RefSeq names its product COX assembly mitochondrial protein. Gene Ontology annotation, cellular component: mitochondrion. NCBI's taxonomy places the organism in Eukaryota, Fungi, Ascomycota, Eurotiomycetes, Eurotiales, Aspergillaceae. The record is from RefSeq and is a predicted model, not a curated record. The transcript is spliced from 2 exons. Bases 1 to 312 code for a protein of 103 amino acids.
AUGCAUUCGCAUCUGCACACCCCCUACAACGUCAACUGCGAGGAGAUCAUGACUGCCCUCGACGAAUGCCACGCCAAGGGAUUCAUUCAUAAAGCCAUCGGAAGCUGCAACGAUAUCAAGCGCGAUGUUAACAAAUGCCUUUCCGGAGAGCGCUACGAGCGCGCAAAGCGCAACCGAGACCAGGCCCGUGGAAACCGCAAGCGUGUUGAAGAGAUAUGGGCUAAGGAGAGAGAGUUCGAGCAGGGCCCUUCCAAUGUCGCCGCCGCCGCCGCCGCUGCAGCAACCGCCACAAAUUCCGGUGCAAAGCAAUAG